AUGGAUCUCGGACGUAUGGAAGAUGCAGAAAAAGUAUACCGCCAACUUAUUGACCGAAAUCCAGAAAACAUUGCUUAUUACGAUAAAUUGGAGAUUUGUCUUGGGCUCGGAGAAGGAGCUCCUAUUUCUGAACGUGUAUCAAUGUACGACAGUUUUGCUGAACGACAUAAGCGAGCGGCAGCUCCACGGCGUCAGCCUUUGUAUCUUUUGGAGGGUCUAGAGUUGAGCCGCCGUCUCACGACGUGGAUAGUCAAGCGACUCGAAAGGCGUACCAAGUCUCUUCAAAGAACUGUAGGUUCCUCUGCUAUGACACAGCACAAGGUCGCUAUUAUUGAACAGUUGUUAUUGGAUUAUGUCAAAAAAGUUGAGAAUAAUGGUUACAGAGGUGGCUCAUUCCAUGGUGACGAAGAAGAAAUGGAGUCUCCAACUUCCGCACUUUGGCUGUACCUACUGAUUGCUCAACAUUUCGAUCGUGUGGGAAAUAUCCCGCACGCUGGUGACUAUUCCGAGGCUGCUAGGCUUAUGGAUGAAGCCCAGUCAUUAGAUACUGCAGAUCGAUAUAUCAACAGUAAAUGUGCAAAAUAUCUUCUGCGUGCAGGACAAAGGGAACGUGCUGAGAAGAUGUGCGCGAAAUUUACCAGGGAAGGUGACAGGGCGUCAACAACUUUGAAUGAAAUGCAAUGUAUGUGGUACGAAUUGGAAUGCGCAAGGUGUUUCCUUGCAGAAGGUCGAUACGGUGAUGCAUUGAAGAAAGCACAUCAGAUAGAACAGCACUUCGUGGGCAUGAUCGAAGAUCAGUAUGACUUCCAUACUUAUUGUCUGCGAAAGGUGACGCUGUGUUCGUAUGUACAGCUGCUUCGUCUUGAGGAUGUUCUCCGUACUCACGAUUUCUACUAUCAAGCUGCUAAAAUUGCUGCUAGGAUUUACUUGCGGAUGGUAGAUCGUCCACAAGAUUUCACGGGUGCUGGUCCGGUAGCAGACGGUCUUACCGCCGCGGAACUGAAGAAACUGAAAAAGCAACAAAAGAAGCAACAAGAGAAAGAGCAAGAGCAAAAGAAGAACACUGGGAAGAAGGAUGAAUACACUAAUCCGGCUAUGCAGUUCGACGCAGAAGCGCUGGUAAAAACACAGAAGCCAUUGGACGACGCUGCUAAAUUUAUUCAGCAUUUGCACAUGCUUGGAAGUAAACACGUCACUGCGUACAAUCUAGGAUUUGAAGUGUAUCACAGAAAGCAGAAGCCGUUGCUCAUGCUCAAAUGUUUGAAGAAGGCUGCUGAUUUGGACGGAAACGAUCCAUAUCUUCACGUAUGCCGCAUCAAAUUUUUGAAAUACGAGGAAACGGCGACCUUCAGUGGGGUCGUCGGUGAUCUGGUAAAGGAAACUUCGUCUCAGCUUUUUCCAAUUAACGAUCCAGCGGUACUCAAUGAGAAUUUCAAGAACGACAACGUGAACAGCUUGCGUCACCGUUUAGCAGUGGCUGAGUGUAACAUAAUCCUUGAUCCCGGAAGCGAGUCAACCACGAAGAAUUGGAUAAUGAAGUCGCUGGAGGAUGAAAAACUUACUGGCCGAACGCUGAAGACAGUAGUCGGCCUUUACAACGGAAUUCAGUAUGGAAGAUUCGAUCUCUUAAUGACCGUAGAGUCAGAGUCGGAAUACGAAGACCAUGAUGAGCAUGAAAACGGUAGACGAACACCACCACUGCAUAAUGAUUGUGAUUUCUAUGGGAUCUACGAAUCGAAGGAGCAAGAAGCGCGUCGUCUCAAACAGGAAACUAUUUCUGAGAUUGAGAUUCUGCGCCAAAUUUCUGAUCAUCCAUCAAUAAUUACUAUACACGACUUCCACUCAACUCCAUCGUUCCUUUUCGUUGUUUUCGAGAUGGCUCCAAAAGGAGAACUAUUUGAUCAACUCAACAGUACAGCUCGCCGUCUGAUGCGUCAGCUAUUUGACGGUGUAGCAUACAUGCAUAGUAGAAAUAUCGUACACCGCGACUUAAAACUCGAGAACAUUUUGUGCAUUGACGAUGAAAGAAUAGUGAUCUCCGACUUUGGCUUCGCAACAAGACUCAAGGAAAACGAAACUCUGAGAGAACUGUGUGGAACCCCUGGCUAUCUUUCUCCAGAAAUACUGAGGUGCCAGAUGUACGAAGAUGCUCCAGGAUAUUCGUAUCCUGUUGACGAAUGGGCUCUCGGAGUAAUCAUGUAUACCUUACUUGCUGGUUACGCGCCAUUUUACCAUCGAAGUUAA
Messenger RNA from Ostertagia ostertagi, 2244 nucleotides. The record is from the annotation of a GenBank genome assembly. NCBI's taxonomy places the organism in Eukaryota, Metazoa, Nematoda, Chromadorea, Rhabditida, Trichostrongylidae.